GCCGGCCAGCAUUAGCGCUUUCGGUCUGCAGCCAGUCGCCCGCUCGCUGCUGUUGCCGGCGGCGGUCAUGGAUCGGGGUCCGCCGUGCGAUGCUGCGGCGACCUCGCUGGCGGAGGGGCUCAUCAAGUCCCCCAAGCCCCUGAUGAAGAAACAGGCGGUCAAGCGGCACCACCACAAGCACAAUCUCCGGCACCGCUACGAGUUCCUGGAGACGCUGGGCAAAGGCACCUACGGCAAGGUGAAGAAGGCACGGGAGCGAUCCGGAAAGCUGGUUGCUAUCAAGUCUAUCCGGAAAGAUAAAAUAAAGGACGAGCAGGAUCUUGUCCAUAUUCGGAGAGAAAUUGAAAUCAUGUCAUCCCUCAACCACCCCCACAUCAUUGCUGUUCAUGAAGUGUUUGAAAACAGCAGCAAGAUUGUCAUUGUGAUGGAGUACGCCAGCAAAGGAGACCUGUAUGAUUACAUCAACGAGCGCCAGAGACUCACUGAACAGGAAGCCCGGCACUUCUUCCGGCAGGUGGUGUCUGCAGUCUACUACUGUCACAAAAAUGGGAUUGUUCACAGAGAUCUGAAGCUAGAAAAUAUCCUUCUGGACUCUAAUGGCAACAUCAAGAUUGCAGACUUUGGCCUUUCUAAUGUUUUCCAGCAAGAUCGGUUCCUCCAGACCUUCUGUGGUAGCCCUCUGUAUGCAUCCCCUGAGAUAGUCAAUGGGAGGCCUUAUAAAGGACCUGAGGUUGACAGCUGGUCCCUCGGUGUGCUGCUUUAUAUUUUGAUUCAUGGAGUGAUGCCUUUUGAUGGCCAAGAUUAUAAGACCCUGGUCAAGCAGAUCACAAGUGGAGACUACAGAGAACCCACCAAACUAUCAGAUGCCUGUGGCCUGAUCCGAUGGAUGCUGAUGGUAAACCCAGAGCGUCGAGCGACCAUUGAAGAUAUUGCCAGCCACUGGUGGGUGAACUGGGGUUACAAGGUGCCAAUUGGGGAGCAGGAGUCCUUGCGUGAGAAUGAAUCUCCUCUGGCCACAGUAGCAGAGUGGCUGCGCCGCUCCUCAAGACCCCUGUUUGAAAACGGCUCCAAGGUACGCUGCUUCUUCAAGCAACACAUCCCAGGUAUCACACUCGAGAGGCAGCGCUCGCUGAAAAAGUCUAAGAAGGAGAACGAUAUAGCUCAUGCUCUACAAGAUAUGGGCCCUGCUCCAGAGCAUCCUUCAAAGUCCAUCCUGAAGAGGCCCAAAGGCAUCUUGAAGAAAAGAAAUUCCUGUGAGAAGUCUCAUGUUCCAUCUGCACUGCCACUGGUGCCUCCUGUAGAUGCAAGAAAAGAGGACAAUGCUGGACCGUCUGUUGAUCUGGCUUGUGUCUUGUCAUCCAGGGGUUUGGCAACCCCUUCCAUGCCCAAGAAAGGAAUUUUGAAGAAGCCUCAGAAGAGAGAGUCUGGGUAUUACUCAUCCCCAGAGCGUAGUGAAUCUGGCGAUGUGUUGGACUCUGAGAACUUAGACUUUGAUGCUGGCAUCUUUGCUGGCAACCCCUCUCCUGCUCAAAGCCCCAGUGGCCAUCCUGCCCAGCGGAAAGGCAUCUUGAAGCACAACGGCAAAUACUCUUCCAGCAGUACAGAGUCUGACAGCAUGCCUGUCAAGGUGUUCUCUUCAUUCGCUGAAGUUGCUUUGCCCAAGCUGUUGCUGGCUUCCCGUGUUCAUCCAUCCAGUGCAGUGAGUGAGGACAGCAUCCUUUCCACCGAGUCCUUUGACCAGCUUGACUUGCCUGAUAGAAUGCCGGGGAGCGGUGGUGGAGCACCCAUGCGUGGCUCUGUGUCUGUGGAUGAUCUCCUACAGUUGGAGGAGGCAGUGGAGGACAAGGGUCGCCGGCUCCGCCGCUGGACAGUUACUCGUUGCCAAAGCCCCCUUGCAGAUAGCUGUUUCUCUCUGGCAGACUGUGAAAAUGUCACUGAGGUCUACAAACGGGCUGUAGCAAUUAGCAUGAAACUGAGCUGAGGGACCCCUUGCCAACAAGGCCCCCCAGAAACUGUUGCUGCCAAACAAUGCAUAUAUUUGCAGAGACAUUUAGCAGCUUGGAUUCUGCUGGAAGGGAGCGGCGCUGUCCAAACAAUUUGCACUUCCCUUCGAUAUAGACAAGAUUGCUUUUGACAGUCUUUCUUUUCUCCCUGACCAGGCUGGAAGUGCAACUGCCUGGAAAUAUUUAUUUGUUGCAGAACUUUUGACUUUCUUGGAAUGUAUGGGGAGGGUUUUUUACUUUGAAGGAUGUGAAGCCUGCCAGCAGGCCAACAGUGGCAGGUGUGGUAUGUUUGGAGAGAAAAAAAGUAUGUUGAUGGAACGUUAGUGAAUGUAAGAAAUGAAGACAGUUAGUGCAGUGGGCUGGAGAAUUUGGGGAGUUACCUGUUUAACUGCAGGGCAAUGAGGUAAGGCUCCUGGCGAAAAAAAGUUGUCCCAGCAUAACUGGAGGGGAAAGCAUUAUGAAGACUAGUUGGUGUAGCUCUGUCACUUUCUGGAACAUCUUCAUCUCUCCAAACAGACCCUGACAAUAAUCUCAGAUCCUAGCAACUGGAGUGGUUAUUUUUGUUUGCACUGUGCUCCUUAAAUUGCACAAUGAUGGUAGAGGUAGAAAUGCUUCUGAAGUGAGAUUGUGACACAGCAAGGUAAUAAGAAAGGCAUAGCCCUUUCUGUCCUGUUAGAAAAUCUGCACUACAAACUUAAAGGAGCUUAACUGUACUGGUACUUCUUUCCCCUUCCAGAAAAGCAGAGCAAUUUGCUAACCCUCAUAAAACCAAGUAUUCCUUGCAUAAGCCAUGGCAGUUAAACUUAAGCUUAAGUCCACCUCAUGGAGAUGCCAUCUUUGGGGCAUUGGACAGAAGAGGGUCACACAGAAGCUGAAAAUUUUUUCCCUUUGCUCAUCUCUACUUUGGUUAUUUUUACAAGACUGGAAUAGUUGAGCUUGGAGUGGUGUAUGUUUUUCAGCUCUGGCUUUACAAAUUGACCAGGGUGACCAGAAGAUUACCUCCUUUGGCAUCUCAGGUCUCUGCACCUCCUGAAGGAGGGUGAUAUGGUUCAGCUGGGCUACAACUUUGGCAGAAAGACAGUUAGCCUAAGGUUGCUGAAUCAUAGCAUUUGCAAACAUCUCUGGAGACUGGUAUAUAGUUGGUUUUGGACUGGGCCUUGUUAACCAGCACCGGGGCACUGAGGAGAUAUGUGGAAGUGCCAAAUGAAUACCCCUUCCUCAACUGCGGGCGGGGGGGAGGGACAGCUGUGGAAUUUAAAAUAGUGGACAUUUAGUCCUGCCAAAAUAUGAUUAAACAUGUAUGAUUCUUUUAAAAAAAAUAUUAUGACUCUGUGUUUUGACCUUGUCAUGAUGGAUUUUUAAAGUAUUAAAACACUGCCUUUUCUCAGCCAUGUGAGCAAUUUGACAGAAGUAAAGAAAAGCCCUGAAUGGUUUAGAGCAUUUCUUUAUAAAGUUCUCACAAUUCCUUUUUUAUUUUUUUGAACCUGAAGGAGGGUGAAAACUGUAAUUUUACCAUGCUUUGGAUUUUGAUACCCCAAUGCACUAUCUUGCCAUGUGCUGUCUGAUUGCCUCUCCCAAGUUCUGUUAUGUUUCUUCCCAUCCAGAGAAGCUAAAUUAAAUUAAAAGCAAAUGUGAGACCUUG
Sphaerodactylus townsendi is the source of this 3645-nucleotide messenger RNA. RefSeq names its product NUAK family kinase 2 (gene NUAK2). The record is from RefSeq and is a predicted model, not a curated record. NCBI's taxonomy places the organism in Eukaryota, Metazoa, Chordata, Lepidosauria, Squamata, Sphaerodactylidae. Gene Ontology annotation, molecular function: protein serine/threonine kinase activity; ATP binding; tau-protein kinase activity. The transcript is spliced from 7 exons. Gene Ontology annotation, cellular component: cytoplasm. Gene Ontology annotation, biological process: protein phosphorylation; intracellular signal transduction; microtubule cytoskeleton organization. The coding region runs from base 68 to 1981 and encodes 637 amino acids.